Messenger RNA from Gracilinanus agilis (Agile Gracile Mouse Opossum), 762 nucleotides. RefSeq names its product galactosylgalactosylxylosylprotein 3-beta-glucuronosyltransferase 1. The record is from RefSeq and is a predicted model, not a curated record. The annotation marks the transcript as partial. Gene Ontology annotation, molecular function: galactosylgalactosylxylosylprotein 3-beta-glucuronosyltransferase activity. Gene Ontology annotation, cellular component: Golgi membrane. Gene Ontology annotation, biological process: carbohydrate metabolic process; chondroitin sulfate proteoglycan biosynthetic process. NCBI's taxonomy places the organism in Eukaryota, Metazoa, Chordata, Mammalia, Didelphimorphia, Didelphidae. The transcript is spliced from 2 exons.
UCCAGGGAGUACUGCAUGUCUGAUCGGGACAUCGUGGAGGUGGUGAGGACGGAGUACGUGUACACGCGCCCCCCGCCCUGGUCGGACACCCUGCCCACCAUCCACGUGGUCACCCCUACCUACAGCCGCCCAGUGCAGAAGGCCGAGCUGACCCGGCUUGCCAAUACGCUGCUCCACGUACAAAAUCUCCACUGGCUGGUGGUGGAGGACGCGCCGCGUCGGACGCCCCUGACUGCCCGCCUCCUCCGGGACACCGGCCUCAACUACACACACCUGCAUGUGGAGACGCCCCGGAACUACAAGCUGCGAGGGGACGCCAGGGACCCCCGCAUCCCCCGGGGCACCAUGCAGCGCAACCUCGCUUUGCGCUGGCUCCGGGAGACCUUCCCCCGCAAUGCCAGUCAGCCCGGCGUAGUCUACUUUGCUGACGACGACAACACCUACAGCCUGGAACUCUUUGAGGAGAUGCGAAGCACAAGAAGGGUGUCCGUGUGGCCAGUGGCUUUCGUGGGAGGCCUUCGGUAUGAAUCACCUCGGGUGAAUGGGGCAGGGAAAGUAAUUGGCUGGAAGACAGUUUUUGACCCCCACCGGCCAUUUGCCAUUGACAUGGCUGGCUUUGCAGUCAACCUUCGGCUCAUCCUGCAGCGGAAUCAAGCCUACUUCAAGCUUCGAGGGGUCAAAGGUGGCUACCAAGAGAGCAGCCUUCUCCGGGAGCUCGUCACCCUCAAUGACCUGGAGCCCAAGGCUGCCAACUGCACCAAG